GGCUGAGUCACGUGGCGGCGUCACGUGGCGGCGGCGGGAGCGGAGCGGGCGCCCGUCUCCGAUGCGGGGUCCCCUCCUGGCGGCCGCGGGCGCUGCCAUGGCCACGGGCGGUCCCCUGGCCCGCACCAUCCGUGCCAAGCUGACCGCGGCGCUCCAGCCCACCCACCUGGAGAUUCGGAAUGACUCCCCCCGCCACGGGGGCCCCCCCGGAGCCGAGACUCAUUUCGGGGUGCUGGUGGUGAGCGGGCGCUUCGCGGGGCUGCCGCUGCUGCAGCGGCACCGCCUGGUGCACGAGGCGCUGCGGGCCGAGCUGGCCGGGCCCCUGCACGCCCUGCAGGUCACCGCCCGCACCCCCGAGCAGUGGCGCGGCGACCCCCAGAACCCCCCCGCGCCCCCUUGCCUGGGGGGCUCCAAGCGGGAGAAACAGCGCGGGGCCCGGGAGGAGGAGGAGGAGGCGGCGGGGAAGCAGUGACGGGUCGGGGAGACCCCCGGGAGCAGCGGGGGGGCUGCCGGGACCCCCCCCAGGAACAACGGGGGGAUCCUGGGACCCCCUCCCAGGAGCAACGGGGGAAUCCUGGGACCCCCCCCAGGAGCAACGGGGGGAUCCUGGGACCCCUCCCAGGAGCAACGGGGGGAUCCUGGGACCCCCCCCAGGAACAACGGGGGAUCCUGGGACCCCUCCCAGGAGCAACGGGGGGAUCCUGGGAC
Molecule: messenger RNA, 708 nt
Organism: Motacilla alba alba
Lineage: Eukaryota; Metazoa; Chordata; Aves; Passeriformes; Motacillidae
Gene: BOLA1
Product: bolA family member 1
Exons: 2
Coding region: 62-472 (136 amino acids)
Cellular component (GO): mitochondrion
Source: RefSeq, a predicted model, not a curated record